Molecule: messenger RNA, 1617 nt
Organism: Histoplasma mississippiense
Lineage: Eukaryota; Fungi; Ascomycota; Eurotiomycetes; Onygenales; Ajellomycetaceae
Exons: 4
Coding region: 1-1617 (538 amino acids)
Biological process (GO): transmembrane transport
Molecular function (GO): transmembrane transporter activity
Source: RefSeq, a predicted model, not a curated record
AUGGAGAAACUCGGUUCCCAUCACAGCAGCUAUUCGUACUGGCAUUGUGCCGAAUAUGUGAACCCAUCGCCUUCAUGUCGAUUUUCCCGUCUACUUGGAACAGCGAUCAGCAUGAUUGUAUUUGGAUUCGCAUCAAGCCUCCCGAUUGCUCUACUUGCUCGUGCUCUUGGAGGGCUUCUCAACGGUAAUAUUGGUGUCCUACAAACGACGGUGGCGGAACUUGUCACAAAAAAAAAGCAUCAACCGCGAGCUUACUCUAUUAUGCCUUUCGUUUGGUGCCUCGGCUCGAUCGUUGGACCAGCGAUGGGCGGAGCUUUGGCUCAACCAUGCGAUAACUACCCCCGUUUUUUCCCUCGCAAUACGAUAUUUGACCGUUACCCGUUUUUACUUCCAAACUUGGUGUGCGUUGUUAUUUUAUGUUUUGGAAUUACCAUCGGUAUCCUCUUUUUACAAGAGACCCAUCCGGAGAAGAAGUUCCAUCGCGAUAGAGGCAUCGAGCUAGGGCGUUGGCUACUUGGCGUAUUUUACACAAGGCCAAUUCCGGCUCAAACACCUGGUGUGGAAUUUAAAGCUCCAAUACAGCCCGAUGAAAUUCACGUUUUGGCAGAUCAUCAACAGUUGCCACCUGGAUACCGAAGCAUCGAAAGUUCACCCCGCUUGAUUUCCGUUAAAGUGCCAGGUGGAAAUUUUAACAUUAAUCCGCCGCCUAAGCAGAGCCGGGCCUUUGUCAAAGUAUUUACGCCAAGAGUUACUUUUGUCAUAUUGAGCUAUGGCAUCCUUGCAUACCACAGCGUUUCGUUUGAUCAGCUGAUGCCGAUUUUCCUCAGUACACCAAUCUCGGACGUCAAAGCCGAGCUCCCUUUCAAAUUUAAUGGAGGGAUGGCCAUGUCAACAAAGAAGAUCGGAUUCAUGCUUGCGGUACAAGGGUUUUAUUCAAUGUUAGCUCAACUUUGGUUCUUCCCUUAUGUUGUCGGCUAUUUCGGGACCCUUUCUACCUACCGUUUCGUCCUCUGUAUCUGGCCAGCACUAUAUUUGGUUGUCCCUUACCUGGUGCUGCUUCCUGGCGGACUUCAGAUACCCGCGGUUUAUGCAGUGUUGAUUGCCAAGAUAACACUGCAUGUGAUUGCUUUCCCUUCAACGAACAUCUUACUCGCUAACUCAGCCCCCUGUACAACGGUGCUGGGUGCUAUUAAUGGCGUUGCAGCUUCGACCGCCAGUCUGAGUCGCGCAUUUGGACCUACUGUGACAGGCUAUUUACAUUCGAAGGGGCUUGAGUGGGGCUACUCCGGUCUUUCUUGGUGGGCUUGUGGUAUCGUCUGCUUCUUUGGGGCUGUCGAGAGCUUUUGGAUCGGAGAAGACGAACGAAGGGAAACCAUCCUAUCCGAAAAGAUCUGUAAAGAUGAGUGUGACGAUGGUCUCUAUGACGAGCGAGAAGCAUUCCUCCCCAGAGAGUCCUCUGUGGAACACCUUACAUCGCUACUUGUUCGAGCCUCCGGGAAUAGCCGACUGAAACAUGAGUGCAUUGCGAAUUCGCAGUCAAGUCUCGAUGAUAUCGAGACACUCAACCUUGAUUUGGACGCCUCCAAAUCGCCAUAUUCCAGGGUAACAAUUAUUUAA